UCUCGCGAUAGUUCUUUGGCUCCGGCACCGGUUAGAGACUUUAGAGGAAGUUGACUCUGGGAUUAGCAGCAUGUUUUGUGUUGUUGGUAGUCAGCGGUUCAGGCAUUUGGCCUGUCUUAUGAAGCGCUUUCAGAGCACAUUGGUGAUAGCAGAACAUAGCAACGAAAGCCUAACUCCAAUCACGCUCAAUGCCAUCAGUGCUGCCAAGCGUCUGAGUGGUGAGGUUUCCUGCCUCGUAGCUGGUACCAACUGUGCAAAGGUUGCUGAAGAGGUCAGUAAAGUACAAGGUGUUGCAAAAGUUCUUGUGGCUCAACAUGACUCAUACAAAGGAUUCUUACCAGAGGAACUGACUCCUUUAAUUCUUGAAACACAAAAGCAAUUUAACUUUACUCACAUUUGUGCUGGUGCAUCAGCCUUUGGCAAGAGUCUUCUACCUAGGGUAGCUGCUAAACUUGACGUUGCUCCGAUAUCUGACAUUAUAGAAAUAAAGUCUCCAGACACCUUUGUGAGAACAGUAUAUGCAGGAAAUGCUUUGAGCACAGUGAAGUCUGCUGACAAGGUUAAAGUGUUCACUGUGCGAGGAACAGCCUUUGAAGCUGCACCUGUAACUGGAGGCAGUGCAGUUUCAGACCAGAUUUCACCUCCUGCUGCUGUUGGUCUUUCUGAGUGGCUAGGGCAGAAUUUAACGAAGAGUGACCGUCCAGAGCUAACCAGUGCAAAGACUGUCAUUUCUGGUGGUCGGGGGCUGAAAAGUGGUGAAAACUUCAAGCUGUUGUAUGACCUUGCAGAUUUGCUCAAUGCUGCAGUUGGUGCCUCGCGUGCUGCUGUUGAUGCUGGCUUCGUACCCAAUGACAUGCAGGUUGGACAGACUGGAAAAAUUGUAGCACCUGAACUGUAUAUUGCAGUUGGUAUCUCAGGAGCAAUUCAGCAUCUUGCUGGCAUGAAAGACAGUAAGACAAUUGUUGCCAUUAAUAAAGAUCCAGAAGCACCUAUUUUCCAAGUCGCGGACUAUGGUUUAGUAGCAGAUCUCUUUAAG
Messenger RNA from Protopterus annectens (West African lungfish), 1036 nucleotides. RefSeq names its product electron transfer flavoprotein subunit alpha (gene ETFA). NCBI's taxonomy places the organism in Eukaryota, Metazoa, Chordata, Ceratodontiformes, Protopteridae. Gene Ontology annotation, molecular function: electron transfer activity; flavin adenine dinucleotide binding. Gene Ontology annotation, cellular component: mitochondrion. The record is from RefSeq and is a predicted model, not a curated record.